AUGUCCAGACCCCUAGAAGGCAAAUUCGGCAUCGUCACCGGCGGUUCGCGGGGAAUCGGCGAAGCGAUCGCGCGCAACCUCGCCUCAAAAGGCUGCUCCCUACUACUCAACUACACGUCCGCGAGCUCCCAAUCGCGGACCGAGAACCUCUGCACGGAGCUCGCAAGCCAACACUCCAUAAAAUGCGUCUGUGUGCAGGCCGACCUGUUCCACACCGAAGAAGCAACCGCCACGAUCCUCCAGGCCGCUAAGGACAACUUCACGACGGGGGGCUCCCUCCAAGUCGACAUCCUAAUCAACAACGCGGGCGUGAGCAAGGACCGCUUCCUCAACGACGAGGAGAAGGGCCCCAUGGACCGCGAGUACUUCAACUGGCAUUACACCAUCAACGUGCUGGCUCCGCUGCUGCUGACGCAGGCGGUGGCGCCGUUCUUGCCUACGGAUCGCAGCGGGCGCAUUGUCAAUAUCUCCAGCGUGUCGAGUAGCAUCGGGUUCACGGGCCAGACGGUGUAUGGGGGCACGAAGGCGGCGUUGGAGGCGAUGACGCGCACUUGGGCGAGGGAGUUGGCGGAUCGGGCGACAGUCAAUGCGGUGAACCCGGGGCCGGUGAUUGGGGAUAUGUAUUUUGCUACUGGGGAGGCGUUUUGGCAGCAGAUGCAAGGGUUUAUGGAUAAUACGCCGUUGAGUAAGGUGGUGGAGGGCGAUGAGAAGAUGAACAGCUUGACAGAUGAGCAGCGGUAUCUGAUUAGGGAGAAGAUGGGCGGUAGACGGCCGGCCUUUACUAGUGAGAUUGCGGGGGUAGUGGGGAUGUUGUGUACGCAGGAUGGGCUGUGGUGUACGGGGAGUGUGGUGUGUGCCAAUGGGGGCAUGAAAAUGGGUCUCUGA
Messenger RNA from Aspergillus pseudonomiae, 885 nucleotides. RefSeq names its product SDR family NAD(P)-dependent oxidoreductase. NCBI's taxonomy places the organism in Eukaryota, Fungi, Ascomycota, Eurotiomycetes, Eurotiales, Aspergillaceae. The record is from RefSeq and is a predicted model, not a curated record. Gene Ontology annotation, molecular function: oxidoreductase activity, acting on the CH-OH group of donors, NAD or NADP as acceptor. Bases 1 to 885 code for a protein of 294 amino acids. The transcript is spliced from 2 exons.